Messenger RNA from Vicia villosa (hairy vetch), 927 nucleotides. RefSeq lists its product as uncharacterized. The transcript has a single exon. The coding region runs from base 1 to 927 and encodes 308 amino acids. The record is from RefSeq and is a predicted model, not a curated record. Lineage: Eukaryota; Viridiplantae; Streptophyta; Magnoliopsida; Fabales; Fabaceae.
AUGUGUGAGGAAUUGUUAGGAUGGAAAAAUAGACUUGAAGUUGGGGAAUGGGUUGUGGGAGGUGAUUUCUACUCCAUAAAGAAUAGAGAGGAGAGGAGGGAUAAGGAAUCAAGUUAUAGAAGAGUAGAAAUGGAAGAGUUCGGUGGUUUUAUAAAGAGUAUGAUGUUGGUGGACAUACAGGUGAUUGGAAACUUAUUCACUUGGUUAAAACCGAAUGGUAAGGCAUGUAGUAGGUUGGAUAGGAUCUUACUCUCAGAAGAUCUUGUCACAACUUGGGGUGUUGUUGCUCAAGAGAUGGGAAUGAGGGAUGUAUCUGACCACAAACCAGUGUGGCUGAAAGCUAGUAGGAUGAAUUGGGGCCCUAAAGUCUUUAAGGUACACAGAGGCUGGCUGGAACAUAAGGAUUUCAAGGAUUUUGUGAGCAAGGAGUGGAAUGAGUUCAAUGUGAAGGGUAGUAGAGCUUUUGUAUUAAAAGAGAAUCUGAAAAUGCUGAGAGCAAGACUAAGGUGGUGGAAUAUUAAUGUAUUUGGAUGGAUUAACUUAAAAGUAGAUAAUGAAGUAUCUACCAUGAAUAUUUUGGAAGAUCAAUUGAUGCAAUUUGAUGAAGAGCCUUCCACUGAAGAGUUAGAAACAAGAAGGAACCAGCAGGAGGUAAUUUGGAGAAACCUAAAGUUGAAGGAAGGGAUGAUCAGACAGAAAUCUAGGGAGAGAUGGGUGAAGGAAGGAGACAAUAAUACAAAAUUCUUCCACUCAAAUUUGAGGGCAAGGAUGAGAAGGAAUGAAAUAGUGACUGUAGAGAACAACAUGGGAGUAUCAUUAGAAUUCGUUCAAGAAAUAAAAGAAGAAGUGAAGAAGCAAUUUGAGGAUAGAUUUAGUGGUGAUCAUACUUUGAGACCUUACUUGAAGCAUGUAACACCCCAUUUUUAA